Galendromus occidentalis (western predatory mite) is the source of this 1227-nucleotide messenger RNA. Its product is annotated as motile sperm domain-containing protein 1. Bases 235 to 981 code for a protein of 248 amino acids. Gene Ontology annotation, cellular component: cytoplasm. Lineage: Eukaryota; Metazoa; Arthropoda; Arachnida; Mesostigmata; Phytoseiidae. The record is from RefSeq and is a predicted model, not a curated record. The transcript has 3 exons.
ACUCUCCACUUAUUCACCACAACUGAUACGUUCGAAGUGCGUACCAGUAUGGGUGCAUUUAACUGCUCGCAAGUUUGAUGUGAUUCGAUGGUUCGAGCUCUCUGGUCAUCCUCGGUCAGCCCUACGGCGUAGAAUCGAAACUAAAACCGAGAGGAGAAACUUUUGCUCUACUCAAAGAAGAAACUGCGUUUGUUUGCUCCUCCGAUGAACUCCUUGUGACGCAAGCAAUCUAUUAUGACCGUCGGUUUGGGAUCAUCAUCGACGGCCGAACUCCCGGAUCACCUAGGCAUUCCAGGUGCCGUCCCCCAGAAGAGAGUUUCAUUCCGAAAUAGAUCUUCCAAGACAAUGAGUCUCAGAUCAGCAAGCUCGGCCCAGUCCCAACUCGCCUUGUUCCUGAACUGCCAAGAAGUUACAUUCGUCGCCAAUGACCUGUCCACUUACAAACAAUUCAUCACGAUCUUCAAUCCGUACAGUUUCAGUGUUCGCUUCAAAGCGUUCUGCACAUCUCCCCAAAAAUACGAGUUAUCUCUGGCGGGCGGCACGGUUCCUGCUAUGAACAGUAUUGAUAUCGUGGUAAAAUUGAAAGACUCGAGCAAUGUGGGCUCGGUGGAUAAGUUCCGCUUCAAGAUAUCGGAGCCAUCGAAUCCCAAUAAUAUAUUGGGCGAGCGAGAACUUGAUGUGAUCCUACUGGCCGAUAAGCCAACUUCGCACGAGAUCCCGUCGGGAGAGAGCUUCCGGCCUCAGAGAGCAACGUCGCGUCCACGCGCAGUGAUUCCCAACGAAAGCCAGGAUUCCGAGCCGAAAGCGAACGUCUUCGUCAUACUACUAGGCGUGUCCUGCUUGCUCAGUCUGUGCCUGCCAACAAGCGGAGAAGCUACGGAGUCGUCGAUAGCUCAAUACGUCACUCUCACUGUGAACCAAAAACUCAUCGCUGCCUUCGUACUAGGGAUGGUGACGAUGGUGGUAUUUAGAACAAAGUAGGUAGGCCGUGGUAGCGCCCCCGUGUACAAAUCUCCGGUGCCUUUUGACACGCUCCUAGAUUGUUAUGUGAUUACGAAGUUUUGUGAACGAUUUGUGAUGCGCGUUCUCAGAGAAUCGAUUUUGGAGGUUGAAAUGAGAGCGAGCAUGAUUAAGAGUACGCGAGAUCACAUCUCUCAUCUGUAAAUGUUAUCCACCUGGAAGCUGUAAGUUUAAAUAAAACGAUCAUAGACGUUUUAUACGAGCCUA